GUGUGUUUGUGUGUGUGUAUGUGUGUUGGUGGAUGUGAGUACGGGGAAGCAGCGGCCGCCAUUUCAGAGAGCUUGCCGAAGCUGUCGCAGGGGUGGAUCCUGAGCUGCCGAAGCCGCCAUCCUGAACUUCCGCGCGGGCUCCUCUAAUCCCAUUGUUUCUUUUAGAUUCGCUCGGGCCUAUCCGCCCUCGGAGCCCGAAAUUCGGGCUGGGCGGUACCGCGGCCUGGGCCUAGCGGCUUAACAGUAGCAACAGCGGCAGCAGCAGCAGCAGCCCCCCCCCCCCUUUCCGAAUACGAGCACCCUAGGGGCCCGAAAGCCCGCACAGACGAUUAGAGAAAAUGGCAGACGAUAUUGAUAUUGAAGCAAUGCUUGAGGCUCCUUACAAGAAGACUUGCCUAACGAUAUCUCACCUCUACUCCCAUGAAUUCACCUUUGAUUCCAGUGUGAACUGUCAAUCAUAAGGUAGUAAUUGAGUGACUUAUCGCUGUACCGUGGUCCCCUAGGUAAAAUGACUCAACUAAGAAUUACCAGCUCCAGUUUGGUAUAGCAAAAAGGUGAAUGUAGUGGUUUGGGAAAAUAGCAGGGGUCCAAGAAUAACAAAGCAUAACCAGUCUAUGGCAAGCAAAUCUUUAAGUUUUACAAGAAGAAAUGGGUGAGAUUUAAAUUUUUUUUCUAUAUAUAUAUGACUGGUGAUAGUAAAUACCGAAACAGGCAGGUGAUGAUCUGCUCAGUUAAAAAUUACUGAAAUUCUUGGAUCCCUGAAUAGAAAAAAAAUUUUUCUAAAGCAAAGGAGGCAGUAUCACAACUUAAGAGUCACUUGAUGACUGUUUUACUGUGCUCCGAAUUGUUUUAUUUUUACUUAGUCCCUGCCAUAAUAUUUCACACUAAAAGCUACAAAGGAAUUAUUUUGGCUAGUAGUAUAGUCUGACCCAUUUCAGUAUCACAGUAAAAGUAAAGUGUCUUUUCAUUCUUUCACCAGUUGGUGGUGAAUAUAGCAGUAUGCAUGCAUUAUCACUGGUGUCGCAAACUGUAAGCUUUGAUGAGAACAAGUUGAGCAGUGCUAACGGCCAUGAAGAACGUAGCAAAAAGAGGAAAAAAAGCAAGAGCAGAAGUCGUAGUCAUGAACGGAAAAGAAGCAAAAGUAAGGAACGGAAACGAAGUAGAGAUAGAGAAAGGAAAAAGAGCAAAAGCCGUGAAAGGAAGCGAAGUAGGAGCAAAGAAAGGAGGCGGAGCCGCUCAAGAAGUCGAGAUCGCAGAUUCAGAGGCCGCUACAGAAGUCCUUACUCCGGACCAAAAUUUAACAGUGCCAUCCGAGGAAAGAUUGGGUUGCCUCAUAGCAUCAAAUUAAGCAGACGACGUUCCCGAAGCAAAAGUCCAUUCAGAAAAGACAAGAGCCCUGUGAGGGAACCUAUUGAUAAUCUAACUCCUGAAGAAAGAGAUGCAAGGACAGUUUUCUGCAUGCAGCUGGCAGCAAGAAUUAGGCCAAGGGAUUUGGAAGAGUUUUUCUCUACAGUAGGAAAGGUUCGAGAUGUGAGAAUGAUUUCUGAUAGAAAUUCAAGACGUUCCAAAGGAAUUGCAUAUGUGGAGUUUGUUGAUGUUAGCUCAGUGCCUCUAGCAAUAGGAUUAACUGGCCAACGUGUUUUAGGAGUGCCAAUCAUAGUACAAGCAUCACAGGCAGAAAAAAACAGAGCUGCAGCAAUGGCGAACAAUCUACAGAAGGGAAGUGCUGGACCUAUGAGGCUUUAUGUGGGCUCGUUACACUUUAACAUAACUGAAGAUAUGCUUCGGGGAAUCUUUGAGCCUUUUGGAAGGAUUGAAAGUAUCCAGCUCAUGAUGGAUAGUGAAACAGGUCGAUCUAAGGGAUAUGGAUUUAUUACGUUUUCUGAUUCAGAAUGUGCCAAGAAGGCUUUGGAACAGCUUAAUGGAUUUGAGUUAGCAGGAAGACCAAUGAAAGUUGGUCAUGUUACUGAACGUACUGAUGCUUCCAGUGCUAGCUCAUUCUUGGACAGUGAUGAACUGGAAAGGACUGGAAUUGACUUGGGAACAACUGGUCGUCUCCAAUUAAUGGCAAGACUUGCAGAAGGUACAGGUUUGCAGAUUCCACCAGCAGCACAGCAGGCUCUACAAAUGAGUGGCUCUUUGGCAUUUGGUGCUGUGGCAGAAUUCUCUUUUGUUAUAGAUUUGCAAACAAGACUUUCUCAACAGACUGAAGCUUCAGCUUUAGCUGCAGCUGCCUCUGUUCAGCCUCUUGCAACACAGUGUUUCCAACUUUCUAACAUGUUUAACCCUCAAACAGAAGAAGAAGUUGGAUGGGAUACAGAGAUUAAGGAUGAUGUGAUUGAAGAAUGUAAUAAACAUGGAGGAGUUAUUCAUAUUUAUGUUGACAAAAAUUCAGCUCAGGGCAACGUGUAUGUGAAGUGCCCAUCAAUUGCUGCAGCCAUUGCUGCUGUCAAUGCAUUGCAUGGCAGGUGGUUUGCUGGUAAAAUGAUAACAGCAGCAUAUGUACCUCUUCCAACUUACCACAACCUCUUCCCUGAUUCUAUGACAGCAACACAACUACUGGUUCCAAGUAGACGAUGAAGGAAGAUAUAGUCCCUUAUGUACAUAGCUUUUUUUCUUUCUUGAGAAUUCAUCUUGAGUUAUCUUUUAUUUAGAUAAAAAUAAAGAGGCAAGGGUCUACUGUCAUUUGUAUACAAUUCCUGUUACCUUGAAAAAAUAAAAAUGUUAACAGGAAUGCAGUGUGCUCAUUAUCCCUAACUAGCAAAUCCCACUGUAUACAAAGCUGUUCUCUUGUUCUGCCUUUUAAAUGUACAUGUAGAAAUUUACAUUAAGGAUCUAUAGGAAUAGCUCUAGGGGGGGAACAGAUGUGCUUAAUGUAAAAAGGCAGACAGGGAUGUAAUUAUGUUUUUAAUGUUUCAGAAGCCUAACUUUUUACACAGCAGUUACAUAACACGUUUCACUAAUGUUGAUACUUGGCUAAUGGUUUAGCAGAGGUUUCUGGAGUACACAUUUAGUGUAUGGAAAUUCAAGACAGCUAAAGGGCUGUUUGAUUAACAUCUCAUCUUGCAUCGUGAUCAAUUGGCAAGAAAAGGAGUUUUCAAGAUUACAUUUCUGGAUGCUAUCUUUUCAAUUAAUGUAUCUGUAAAAGUUUCUUUGUAAAUAUUAUGUGUUCUGAUGUGUCUAAGAUUCCAAACAAAAUGAUCCCUGCAUUUCCUCAAGAUGUUUAGUGACAGUCUGGUAAGCAGAGCAGUCUGAGCAAGAAAUAGGAAAUGCAGAAAUAGGUUUUGUCUGGUUGCAUAUAAUCUUUGCUCUUUUUAAGCUCUGUGAGCUCUGAAAUAUAUUUUUGGGUUACUUAGUGUGUUUGACAAGACAGCUUGAUAUUUCUAUCAAACAAAUGACUUUCAUAUUGCAACAACCUUUGUAAGAACCACUCAAAUAAAAUUCUCUUAAAAAGGCCACAA
This is a messenger RNA of Mustela erminea (ermine), 3461 nucleotides long. It is a transcript of the gene RBM39, whose product is annotated as RNA binding motif protein 39. The transcript is spliced from 18 exons. Gene Ontology annotation, cellular component: nucleus. Lineage: Eukaryota; Metazoa; Chordata; Mammalia; Carnivora; Mustelidae. Gene Ontology annotation, biological process: mRNA processing. Bases 1000 to 2580 code for a protein of 526 amino acids. Gene Ontology annotation, molecular function: RNA binding. The record is from RefSeq and is a predicted model, not a curated record.